Messenger RNA from Manis javanica (Malayan pangolin), 2435 nucleotides. It is a transcript of the gene EXOSC2, whose product is annotated as exosome component 2. The record is from RefSeq and is a predicted model, not a curated record. NCBI's taxonomy places the organism in Eukaryota, Metazoa, Chordata, Mammalia, Pholidota, Manidae. Gene Ontology annotation, biological process: nuclear polyadenylation-dependent rRNA catabolic process; exonucleolytic trimming to generate mature 3'-end of 5.8S rRNA from tricistronic rRNA transcript (SSU-rRNA, 5.8S rRNA, LSU-rRNA); U4 snRNA 3'-end processing. Gene Ontology annotation, molecular function: RNA binding. Gene Ontology annotation, cellular component: nuclear exosome (RNase complex); cytoplasmic exosome (RNase complex).
ACAGGCUGCGCCUGCGCAAGUCAUUGGCGCCAAGAUGGCGAUGGAGAUGAGGCUUCCUGUUGCUCGCAAGCCUCUUAGCGAAAGCCUGAGCCGCGAGACUAAGAAACACCUGGUGGUGCCGGGGGACACGAUCACCACGGACACGGGCUUCAUGCGGGGCCAUGGAACUUACAUGGGGGAAGAGAAGCUCAUUGCAUCUGUGGCUGGCUCUGUGGAGAGAGUAAACAAAUUGAUCUGUGUGAAAGCUUUGAAAACCAGAUAUAAUGGUGAAGUAGGAGACAUUGUAGUGGGGAGGAUCACCGAGGUUCAGCAGAAGAGGUGGAAGGUGGAGACCAACUCUCGGCUGGAUUCAGUCUUGCUUCUGUCAUCCAUGAACCUUCCUGGAGGAGAGCUGAGGAGGAGGUCUGCAGAAGAUGAACUGGCAAUGAGAGGCUUCUUGCAGGAGGGGGACCUUAUCAGCGCUGAGGUCCAGGCAGUGUUCUCUGACGGAGCUGUCUCUCUGCACACGAGGAGUCUGAAAUACGGAAAACUAGGUCAGGGUGUUCUGGUCCGGGUUUCCCCCUCCCUGGUGAAACGGCAGAAGACUCACUUCCAUGACUUGCCAUGCGGUGCCUCGGUGAUUCUGGGUAACAACGGCUUCGUCUGGAUCUACCCAACACGUGAACACAAAGAAGAGGAUGCAGGGGGCUUCACUGCAAACCUGGAGCCUGUCUCCCUCGCCGAUCGAGAGGUGAUCUCCCGGCUUCGGAACUGCAUCGUCUCCCUGGUAACUCAGAGGAUGAUGCUGUAUGAUACCAGUAUCCUGUACUGCUAUGAGGCAUCCCUUCCACAUCAGAUCAAAGACAUCUUAAAGCCAGAAAUAAUGGAGGAGAUAGUGAUGGAAACUCGCCAGAGGCUUUUAGAACAGGAGGGAUAAGAAGCACCUGAAGGCCAGGACUGUGUGCACCUGACUGGAGCAGGUCUUGAAAGUAAAGAAUAUGAUUUGUGGUCCCCAUGUGCAGCUCUGUGGAGAGCUGGGAAGCUCAUCACUUGACCUGCAUUAGGCUGUCUCCACCCCAAAGACCUGCUUUCUCCUGUUCUAAGGCAAACCUGGGGGAAGGUGAACAGUGCUGCUGGCCCCUUGGGUUGCCUGCAGAGUGCCAGCACUGGGGGUAGUUUCUGGCCUCUAAAAGCAUGUAGUGUUCCAGCUGAGUGGACUCCCAUUCUGAAAUAAUCUUUUGUUUUCUAUUCACUGUCAGUUCACAGGGAACAAUGCCCCAUGAAAUUGCCCCUAUAAAAAACCAUGGCCUCCCUGACCCCCGAAUUCUGUUUGGCCUCCAUUCCCACCUCCUCUGUAGCACAAGUACGUGGUUGAAAAAUGUAGUUGGUAAAGUUAACUGGCAAAGCAGUUAAAUGGAAGAAUAAAGUUAACCAAGCAGCCUUUUGCUUGGUUGAAAUCUCAUCUCCCACUGCAUGCUCCUUCCAGUGACAGACGUGCGUUAUCUCCAACCCAUCUGCUCUAGUCUGUCCUGCCUUUGAGGAUGAUUCAUAAAAGUUGAAUUAUCAAUAAUAGAAUGAGUGUCUUAGGUGCUCUGAUAAACAUGAAGACCAAGUAAGAAAAAUGGAGGUGGGAAUAUAAAAGCUGUUUUCCUCCUGUUUUUGAAGUAGUAAUAUAUUAACCUUAGAUAAUUCAAGGUUGAAAGUUAAAAACAAGAUGUAGGAAUGCUACACUUCCUGUCCAUUGUGGUUUUUCUGAUGACUGCCUAAAAAUGGUGCCCUGAUUGAGGUUUUGGGAAACAUUUCUUUAUAAAGGCACUCUAUAAAGUGCUAUUUUAUUUUACAUAUGUGGUGAACUCUUUUUUUACAUUUAUAAAUGUGGCUUUAACAUCAGUGUUUCUGUUCUUGUGUUCUGUGUAAUGCUUGGAAGCUGAGUACACUUGAAGAAGGGCUUAGCAGAUACAAAUUCUGACAGAAGCCCCGACUACUCUGUGUUGGCUCACCUAGUAAAAUGUAAAGUUAGGAGUUUCAGUGGUAGUAACUUUGAACCCUGCAUUUGACUGUUUUAAAAUACAGCUCAGUUCUUUUCAUUAAAUGGUAUGUUGUCUUUAUAACAUUACUCAGGAGGCAGUUUUUAAUCUCAUUUUUGUUUCUGUCCCAUGUGUAUCACCUGUUUAAGGAGUUUUGCAGACAACUUGAAUACUCUAGAGGCUAUGCUGCAAUGUUAGAUUUACUUGUCAUAUUUUUGAGAACCCAUUUGUUCUGGGCUGUAUGCCUCAAGAGAUGGGAUGUGAAAGGUAGAAGCCUGAGUCCUGGGUUUAAUUUAGUUUUGACCGGGACAGAGCUUGAAGUUUCUCCUCACGUGGUCUCCCAAGCUACCAGCCUAUACUGUUCAUUCACUAUAUCCUGAAUGGUAAUUACCUACAAAGUGGAAAUAAUAAAUAAAGGUCUGAAAGCAC